Prinia subflava (tawny-flanked prinia) is the source of this 1887-nucleotide messenger RNA. It is a transcript of the gene UBTD2, whose product is annotated as ubiquitin domain containing 2. The record is from RefSeq and is a predicted model, not a curated record. The transcript is spliced from 3 exons. The coding region runs from base 221 to 1009 and encodes 262 amino acids. Lineage: Eukaryota; Metazoa; Chordata; Aves; Passeriformes; Cisticolidae. Gene Ontology annotation, molecular function: protein binding.
GGGGGGGCUCGGGGACGCGGCCCCUGCCGAAAUAAAGCCAGGCUGGGCAAAGGGCCUGCCCGGGGAGCCCGAAGUUUGUUUUUCCUCGGGGCUCCGCUCCUUGUGGUGCGCGGAAAAUGAUCCCUCGGCUCGCCGGGAUGCCGGGGGUUGUUUUCCAGCCCGGAGAGGAGCCCUGCUCCAGCCUCGGCCGCCCGAGGAGCGAGCGAUCCCCCGGCCGGAGAUGCUGGAGCGGCGUGGUGUCCGUGCCUCGUGUGCCAGCGCAGCCCGACCUGUGCAAAGCCGGUGUGCAAAGGCUGCUGCAGUGUCAGCAGCCUCGCACCGCCGUGUUUCUCUCCAGAUGAACGCCCCAGUGAUUGCUUUCACAAUGCUCUCAGUGGCUCUGGGUCGGAACCAGCCCCUGAAGAAGGAGAAGCCCAAAUGGAAGAGCGAUUACCCCAUGACGGACGGGCAGCUCCGCAGCAAGAGGGACGAGUUCUGGGACACAGCCCCGGCCUUCGAGGGCAGGAAGGAGAUUUGGGAUGCCCUCAAAGCUGCCGCCCACGCCUUCGAGAGCAACGACCACGAGCUGGCACAGGCCAUCAUCGACGGGGCAAACAUCACCCUGCCCCACGGUGCUCUCACGGAGUGCUACGAUGAGCUGGGCAACCGCUACCAGCUGCCCGUCUACUGCCUGGCACCCCCCAUCAACAUGAUCGAGGAGAAGGGGGACCUGGAGACUCUGGACAUCCCCGAGCCCCCUCCCAACUCGGGGCACGAGUGCCAGCUGCGCCUGCGCCUGUCCACGGGCAAGGACCUGCGGCUGCAGGUGCGCAGCAUGGACACCGUGUUCCACAUGAAGCGGAGGCUGCACGCCGCCGAGGGCGUGGAGCCGGGCAGCCAGCGCUGGUUCUUCUCCGGGAGGCCCCUGGCUGAUAAAAUGAAACUGGAGGAGCUGAAAAUCCCAAAGGACUACGUGGUGCAAGUCAUCGUGAGCCAGCCCUUGGCGAACCCCACCCCGGUGGAAAACUGACUGAGCGCCCUGGGUCCUCUCCGGGGUUGGCUCUCGCUGCCCUCUCCUUCUGGGUUGGUUUUUUUGGGGGGUUGUCCUGCUCUCGUGGAUGGGCCUGCAAGGAGUGACCAGCAAAAAAUUCCAUCUGUGAUGGAGAUCUGCAAAAACGUCACAAAUGUCACCCGGCCUCUGGGGCUUGCCUGGUCUCGUACGGAACACGACGAGAGGAACGGGGCAAGGGCAAAGGAGGGGAAGGGCAAGGAGGGAGGGAAGAGAUUGCUCACUUCACACAGAUAUGUCAUGGUCCUGAAACUGCCAGUGCUGUCCUGAUCCAUGAGGCCGGAGCAACAGAGAGCACUUUUAUUUAAAAACCAACCUCCAAGUGACCCGAUGGAUGCAGCUCACAUCAGCAGCACACAGAGCUCCUGCGGGAAGGAGCCGCUCACAGGGAUCCCCCGGGCUCUGUGAGGCACAGCCAGCCCUGGGCAGUGGAGCUGGGCUGGGCUUUGCUCUCUGGCAGCUCCUGGUGAUGCUCAGGCCGGGCAGUUGUACAUUCCAAGGUGGCAGUGCAGCCCCAGGCAGGAAGAGCCCAGCGCUGCCUGCUCUGCUCUGUGCUGCAUUGACCUGCUGCAGCACUCCUCAGCCUCAGCCCCUGCCCCUGUGCCUGCUGUCCCUGCUGUCCCUCAGGCCACAGAGAGGCUGUGCCCAGCUAAAACAGGGAGAGCUGUGCUGGGAGUGCAGCCCUGUGCCCCACAGCAGCCCCGGGCCAGGGGACUGCAGCUCCUCCAGGUGCCAGGACUGCAGCUCCCCAUGCGUCCCUGCAGGGCACAGAGCAUGGAGAUCAUGGAUUGCAGCUCCCCAUGGCUCCCUGCAGGGCACAGAGCAUGGAGAUCAUGGAU